Molecule: messenger RNA, 1658 nt
Organism: Xiphias gladius (swordfish)
Lineage: Eukaryota; Metazoa; Chordata; Actinopteri; Istiophoriformes; Xiphiidae
Product: intestinal-type alkaline phosphatase 1-like
Exons: 5
Coding region: 1-783 (260 amino acids)
Biological process (GO): dephosphorylation
Cellular component (GO): plasma membrane
Molecular function (GO): alkaline phosphatase activity
Source: RefSeq, a predicted model, not a curated record
AUGAUAGUGUUGAUAAGCUUAGUUCUCCUCACUGGAGGUGGCCAUGCAGGUCUGUUUGAGCCAAAGGACAUGAGAUUUGAGGUUUUUCGGAACAGCACACGGGACCCCUCCAUUGUGGAGAUGACAGAGAAGGCCAUACAAAUCCUCAGCAAAAAUCCCAAGGGAUACUUCCUGUUUGUGGAAGAUGAGUAUUAUAUCAACAGGCGAAUCGAUCAUGGUCAUCACGAUGGCAUUGCCAAGCUGGCCCUGACAGAGGCUGUGAUGUUUGACCAAGCCAUUCAACGCGCUGCACAACUAACCAGAGAAUCUGAAACACUGACUGUGGUUACUGCUGACCACUCCCACGUCUUCACCUUUGGUGGUAAUACACCUCGAGGGAAUCCCAUCUUUGGUCUGGCACCAAAGAAAGCUGAUGACAGAAUGCCUUUCACCAGCAUCCUUUAUGCCAACGGCCCCGGUUAUGUCCACAUAAAUGGAACCAGAGGAAACAUCACAAUGGUGGAUUACUACGAUGAGGAGUACAUGCAGCAGGCUGCCGUCCCGUUGGAUGCUGAGACGCAUGGUGGCGAGGAUGUAGCCAUCUACGCCAGAGGCCCAAUGGCUCACCUUUUCCACGGGGUGAAAGAGCAGAACUACGUGGCACACGUCAUGGCCUACGCUGCCUGUUUGGCGCCCUACACAAACUGCCCUCCUCACCCCCACAAUCACACCUCAACUGGAUGUGUGAACACACCCUCGGGCUUCCUGUUUGGCUCACUUGGCCUCCUCUGGUUGUUCAGAUGACCCCCCAACAGACACAUGUCAAAACACACACUCACACAAAUACAUAGUAUGCAUGCAGCAAUACAGACACUAAAUGCACUAAAUAUUCAUACAAGCACACACAUUCACUGUACGCACACAGGCUGGCAAGUCAGAAUGCAGGGAUAAACAUAUACAGUACUGUAUGUGAUAAUGGAAAAAUACUCACAUAUUUGUGGAUUACUCAGUGUACAUCUGCGCAUGUAGUCUACCAUGCCUGCAAAAUGCAGGAUUAAACAUGCAUGUAGUAUCUCUUUUCAGGUGCAUAGUAACACACAGGCAGACCGGCAAAGAUUAUGAACAGAAUAUGCAAUAAUUAACAUUAAUUCACAAGCACGCAUUUCUUCAAGAAACACUCCAUGCAGUUGUUUCCAUCGCAGAGACAUCAGCACUUACAGUAUUUUACUAAGACUAUUUCAAACUUGUACUUGCAACAUGACUACUAAUUUGAACUAACUAGUUCUUUCAUUAGUUAGUUAGAUUUUUAUCCUGUUCAUAUUUUUUCAAGUUAAAUACAAUUUCUGCGGGCAAUUUGUGCUUUCUCAGAGCUAUCCAACACUUGCAAGGAGCUGUAAUUUACUAUUUACAGAUUAAUCUGAGGCUUUACCCAGAAUAACUUGAAACAAGCAAGCAGACUGAGGGUUCACUGUUCAGCUUGUGGACACUUAAACAGGACACACCACUGUUGAUGUACUUGGAAUAAAUGACUAUGUGACAGUAACAGAAACCUGAACUACAAGCCAUCAUGCCAUGCCGAGCAGCGACACCAACAGACCUUACAAGAACUCAACUCAUUAAGAUACUGUACUUCUUUUAGGAGUGGAAAACGUGUAGCUUUUAAAAAAUUUUAAGUUUGU